Arachis ipaensis is the source of this 1452-nucleotide messenger RNA. Its product is annotated as putative F-box protein At5g55150. The record is from RefSeq and is a predicted model, not a curated record. Lineage: Eukaryota; Viridiplantae; Streptophyta; Magnoliopsida; Fabales; Fabaceae.
AUGAAAAACAAUACUCACACUUCAAUGGCUUCUCCUUCUCUCUCAGUUCCCUACGCUCUUCUUCCAAGCAUUCAGCAAACACACCUCAUUGAUGAUGAUGAUGAUCCUAUAACCAUUGAUAGAAGCAUCUUCAGUUUAUUGGAGAACAAGCGUUAUGAGUGGAAGAACAUGUUGAUGGGUCAUGUUGGAGCAUGGUGUGUUGGUUCUUCUCACGGUUGGAUUGUGCUUUUGGAUCAGAAUGGAGUUCCACUUCUUCUAAAUUCUUCUUCUUCCACUACCAUUAACGUACCACCUCUUCCCCUUUCAUUCUUGCACCCUGUCACAUAUUCUUACUUUGCUGAAUACUUAAGGAAAACCUUCAUAGUCAAAGCAACCUUGAUGUUUUCUUCCUCUCCCUCAAGCUACAUUCUUGCCAUCAUAUAUGGUUCAAACAACAAGAUUGCUUAUUGCAAUUCUGCAACUUGGGUUGAGCUCUCUCAUGAUACGCAAUCGUACUGUGACAUUGUGUUCAGCAACAACUAUCUUUAUGCCUUAAAACAAGAUGGUUCUGUUGAAGUUUGGAAUAUUUGUGGGCAAAUUCCUAAAAGAUUGAUUCUUUUAACACCAACUGUGGAGGAGAAUGAUGAAGAUGAGAAAUCAUAUUUAGGAGAUAACUUUUCAAGAAAUUUGUACUUGGUGGUAUCUGCAAAAGAAAUCUUUCUGGUGAUAAGGUUUAUUGGGAAUUUUGUGAAUGAUGAUGGGUUGGUAGUAGAAGAAGGAGAUCUUUUAUCAUCUGAGGAUACACAACCAUUGAUUUGUCCUUAUAGAACAAAGUAUUUUACUGUUUAUAAGCUUGAUAUUCGCGACAAGAAGUGGAAAAAGAUGAGAUCUUUACAUGAUAAAGUUCUGUUCUUGGGUGCUAAUGAGUCUGUAUCAAUGGAUGCUAAAGCUUGCUUGGGGUGUGAAGGAAACUCAAUCUACUUCACAGAUGAUAGGUGGGAAGAGAUGACUUUGGACUACAUGUACGGUGGACAUGAUUGGGGUGUUUUCAAUCUUCAAGAGAAAUGUGUUAAGAGCCUCAUGCAAUGUGCAAAUAAGAUUGAUCCUCCACCAAUUUGGUUUGAAGAUUUUCGAAGCAAGUGGGCAUUUAAGUUAUUACAGCGGUACAGAAUGUUCAAUGAUGAUGUGCAGGGAACUGCUGGUGUUGCAAUUGCUGGAAGUGCUGGAAUUGGGGUUCUCAAUGCUGCAAGAAAAACAAUGGCAAGGAUGUUGGGGAAUAAUGAGAUUGCUUAUGAGUGUGCAAAAAGUCAAUUUUGGGUCGUUGAGGCAAAGGGGUUAAUCACUGAAGGAUGGGAAAAUAUUGAUCCAGAUGCCCUACCUUUUGCAAGAAAUUUGAAAGAAAUGGAUCGUCAAGGACUCAGGAAAGGAGCAAGCCUUGUGGAAGUGGUUUGUGAAAAUGAUCUCUUUACUUGA